Molecule: messenger RNA, 560 nt
Organism: Temnothorax curvispinosus
Lineage: Eukaryota; Metazoa; Arthropoda; Insecta; Hymenoptera; Formicidae
Product: cytochrome P450 4g1-like
Exons: 3
Molecular function (GO): oxidoreductase activity, acting on paired donors, with incorporation or reduction of molecular oxygen; monooxygenase activity; iron ion binding
Source: RefSeq, a predicted model, not a curated record
UGCAAUUGUUAAAAAAGGAAAAAGUACAGGAAGAAUUAUUGGAAAUUUAUGGUACGGAAACUAUAAAAUCAGCACCAAUUAAAUAUGACGAUUUACAACAUAUGCAUUAUUUGGACCGAGUUAUCAAGGAAACGAUAAGAAUUUUUCCUCCCAUCCCUCUAAUUGCACGACAAGUUACAGAAGAUUUAAAAAUAGGAGAAGUUACUUUACCAAAAGGCACAAAUAUUGUAAUACCAAUUUUUAAGAUGCACCGAAACAAAAAAUAUUGGCCGAACCCAUUAAAGUUUGAUCCAGACAGAUUUCUUCCAGAAAGAACAAAAAGUCAAUCGUAUUAUUACAUACCUUUUAGUGACGGACCAAGAAAUUGCAUAGGUAUGAAAUACGCAAUGAUGUCUAUGAAAGUUAUCUUAGCAACGUUGGUACGAACAUUCGUAUUCAAAGUAAAUAAAAGCGUUGAGAUAGAUGAAAUAAAAUUGAAGUUUAGAACGAUAUUAUCUACUGAGAAGCCUUUGAAAGUUAAAAUUGAGAAACGAUAUUUCUAAUAAAAUAACGUAAAUAUA